Anopheles funestus (African malaria mosquito) is the source of this 2596-nucleotide messenger RNA. It is a transcript of the gene Srp72, whose product is annotated as signal recognition particle subunit SRP72. The record is from RefSeq and is a predicted model, not a curated record. The transcript is spliced from 3 exons. Gene Ontology annotation, cellular component: signal recognition particle, endoplasmic reticulum targeting. Gene Ontology annotation, biological process: SRP-dependent cotranslational protein targeting to membrane. Gene Ontology annotation, molecular function: ribosome binding; protein binding; 7S RNA binding. Lineage: Eukaryota; Metazoa; Arthropoda; Insecta; Diptera; Culicidae. The coding region runs from base 136 to 2238 and encodes 700 amino acids.
CGACGGACAACUGUCAAAUCGCACUGGCAUGGAAGCUUGAAGAAGGACAGGCAGCGAUUACUUUUUGAUACUGGCAAAGUUAUUCUUUUCUGCAUUGUGAAAAAGCCAAGGAAAAACGUGCAUUAAGUUGCAAAAAUGUCGAAAAGUGAGACAAAAGAAAUAACUAUACGGCAACUGUACACAGAGCUGAAUAAACACUGCUCCAGCGCCGAAUACGACAAGGCACUGAAGGCUGCUAAUAAAAUUAUCGGUCUCGAUGCCACCGAAUGGAAAGCGGCCAAAUGUAAGCUGGUGUGUUUGAUACAGAACGGUAAGUUCGAUGAGGUGCUUAAGUUCAUCGAACGUGGCACAUCUAUCCCGGACACCACAUUCGAGAAGGCUUACAGCGAGUAUCGGCUAAACAGGGCCGAAGAUGCGUUUCGCACGAUCCAGUCGACGCUGUCCACUGGUGCCGGCGGCGGAGGUGUUGAUCCAUGGGCCGGAUUGGCGCCGAAUCUGAAGGAGCUGCUGGCACAAAUCUUGUACCGGUUGGAGCGAUUCGAUGAGUGUUUCGAUCUGUAUCGGAAUAUCAUUAAAAAUACGCACGACGAUUACGAUGAUGAACGUCGCACGAAUAUGAGCGCAGUGGCAGCUAAUCGAUGCAUCGUCGGUGGAGGUGUCGAAAAGCAGCAACAGCUGUCGGCCAUGAAUAUGCCCGAAGACACGUACGAGCUCACGUACAAUGCGGCAUGUGCAUUGGCUGGCCGGAAGGAGUACGUCGAUGCGGAGCGAAAAUUGCGCACCAGCGAGAAGAUGUGUCGCGAUUCGCUCGAGGAAGACGGUGCUACCGAAGAGGACAUCAUUGACGAGAUCACCAUCAUCAAGGUGCAGCUGGCGUACUGUUUGCAGAUGCAGGGUCGGGUAAAGGAAGCUUCGGCACUGUAUGCUGACGCACUGCGUCACAAAACGAAUGAUGCGGCACUCACGGCGGUCGUCAGCAACAAUUUGGUCGUAAUCAACCGCGAUCAGAAUGUGUUCGAUUCGAAGAAAAAGAUGAAGGUGGCCACUUCUGAGCAGGCAGAGCAGAAGCUUACCAGCCGACAAAGGAAGACGAUUGCAUUUAACAACUGUCUGUUGGCGUACUUUGCCAGCCCGACGGAGUGCGGUUUGUUGGCAAGCCGACUUGCAAACGCACAUCCGGACCUCGAGUUUCAGUCGCUGUUGAUACGCGUGAGCCAGCUCGCACGCGAUAAAAAGUACCGGGAAGCGGUUGAGCUGUUGGAAGGCUAUGCGCAACGAUUGCCGCGUGAGCGCACGACGGAGGUACUGCAGGUGCGGUUUGCCAUCGUGCAGCUCCACCUCGUUGCAGGCAACAGAAAGGCGGCGAUUGACACAUUCGAAUCGCUCGGAGAAGCUCGCUACCAGCCGGGCGUCGUGUCUGCCCUGGUGACGUUGCACCUUGGGCUAGAUAAUAAGCAGGCCGCCUCCGAAAUACUGAAGAGUGCAGUUGACUGGUAUAAGCGGCAGAAGAGUGCCUCGAUUAGCGAUGGUGAUCUGAGCGAUAUGUGGCGACAAGCGGCUAGUUUCCAUCUGCGCGGCGGUGAACCGGAAACGGCAGCCAAAAGUCUCGAGGAACUAUUGCGAACUCAUCCGGAUGAUAUGAAGCUACUGGCGCAGCUGGUUAUUGCGUACGCCCAGUUCGAUCCGAAGCGAGCUCAGCAGGCGAGUAAGCGGUUGCCGGCAUUAGAAACGCUGACCACGGUAUCGGAGAUUGAUGCGCUCGAGGCAACAAACUGGAUGAUGAUUGCGAAGGCCGUCCGACGCAAGCAAAACCUGCCGGGUGGUGGUCGUACCACCGGCGACCAGUCACCCGGUGCUGGUACACCGUCCGCAGAACAGCAGGCCGCAGCCCGUAAGCAGAAGCGCAAGAAGCGUAAGGGCAAACUGCCGAAAAAUUACAUAAUCGGUGUUCUACCCGACCCGGAGCGCUGGUUGCCACGUUACGAGCGUACCGGCUACCGUAAGAAGCGCGAUCGUCGCGUAAAGGAAGUCAUGAAGGGUAGCCAGGGAACCGCUUCCGGACAGGCCGAUCAGUUCGACAUGAGCAAGGCGUACAAUCAGACGAAAAAUUCACCUGCGACACCGGGCGCGGGAGGGCCAGGAGGUGUCACACAACUCGAGCAGAUGGCCGCCGCUGCCGCUGCAACCCGCCAGUUGCCGCGCAAGAGUCAGCACAAGAAGAAAAAGGGCAAACAUUAAGGCGAACAAUAUUGUUCCAAAAGCGACAGUUCCAUGAAACAAUCGAUGAGCGAUCUUCUUCGCGUAGAUCAUAAGCUGAACUGAUUUGGAUGUGAAUGGAUCAAUUGCAGUGGAAGAAGGUAAUAUUACCAACUUACCAUUUAUGCCGUUUUUCAGCCUAGUUAGGAUCAAACAGCGUCGAUCCCCUUACCCUGUGAAAUUCCAUCCUAAAUGGACUAAUAUGACAGCGAAUGGGGCUUUAUCUAAAAUCUGGUUCCACCAAGCAAACGCAGGUUGAUCCCAGCUGGUGCGAGAAAAAGUGUAUUAAUAAUAUUUCUAGUGUGGAAAAGGAAAUGAAAUAUAUAAUUUUAGCAUUGAA